GUCCAAGUAGGCCUACCCGAGACACCCGAGAAACCCCCGUGCAGCGUGUAACAACCACGCAUAUUUUUCUUUGUGCUCGUGAGAAAAAUCGACGUCGCCAUGGGUUGCGGGAUCAGCUUUGUGAAGUACACGCUGUUUAUCUUCAAUUUCGUGUUUACGCUGGCCGGCCUCGCCAUGCUGGCGGUGGGGAUCCUCAUGAAGCUGCGACUUCAGACCGUGUCGCGCUUCCUGGACGACAAGUUCUCGGCGCCGCCCGUCCUGCUCAUCGUCGUCGGCGCCCUCGUGUUCGUCGUCGCCUUCUACGGCUGCUGCGGCGCCGUGCGCGAGAGCAGCUGCAUGGUCACCACCUUCUCCGUGCUGCUGAUGACGCUGCUGCUGGUGGGCAUCGCCGUCGCCACUGUGGCGCUCGUGUUCCGAGACAAGGUGGAGGACAUCCUCACCGCCGAGUUCCAGUCCGCGGUGCACAACUACACGCACAACAGCGCCGCGGUCGACGCCAUACAGGAGAACCUGCACUGCUGCGGCUCGGUCGGCCCGGCGGACUACGCGACCCUGCCGGCCGUGCCCAGGUCCUGCUGCGUCACCCAGGGGGCUGCCAACUGCUCGGACCUCCACGACGAGAAGCAGGUGUUCCAGGCAGGAUGCGUGCAGCAAAUGAAAUCGUUCAUCAAAGAUUUCGGGACGAUAAUCGGCGCUCUUGCGGCCGCCGUCAGCGGCAUCAUGGUGGUCGGUAUCAUAUCCGGCUUUUGCUUGGCGAGUUCAUUCAGGAGGAAGGCCAGAGGAUUUGCACUUGCAAAUAUGUUCUCAAGGAAUGCUGGCGAGCAGCUGCUGGAGUUGGAGUGUUCGGGCCUGAAUGUUGGACCUCCCUGCAUCGUGACUAUUAUGGAGAAGGAGGAGGAAGUGGCGCUGGCCGGCCUCGCCCUGCUCAUCGUGGGAGCGCUGAUGCAGGCCAAGGUGGGCGCCGUGUCGCACUACCUGGAGGGCAAGUUCUCGGCGCCGCCCAUCUUCAUGAUCGUCAUCGGCUCCAUCGUGUUCGUCGUCGCCUUCUACGGCUGCUGCGGCGCCAUCCGCGAGAGCAGCUGCAUGGUCACCACCUUUUCCAUAUUCUUGAUGGUUAUCUUGGUGGCAGAAAUCACUGUAGCGGUGCUGGCAUUCGUGUACAGAAAUGAGUACCAGAGUGUAUUCACGACGGAAUUCGCAAGAAAUGUCGCCGAUUAUGGCACUGGUAACAAGACUAAUGAUGGCACAGUGGAUGCUAUUCAGGCAACACUGGAAUGCUGUGGUGCUCAAGGCCCUCAGGACUACAAUGGACGAACACUGCCCAGGUCUUGCUGCGUGGCGCCUGAGCACAUCUGUACGGAUGCCACAAAUGGGGCGCAUGUCUUCCUGACUGGCUGCGAGGAAGCACUGAAGAACUUCAUCAACAAUCUUGGUUUGCUUAUUGGUUGCCUUGCCAUCGGUGUUGCCUUCAUCAUGGUAAUGGGCAUCAUAUUUGGACUGUGUUUGGCAAGCUCCAUCAGGAAUGAGAUACGAAGAGGCUACGCUUAGUUACUGACAGAAAAAGAAUUCUCAUACCGAAUCUGUGGAGUCUACAUUCAAACCUGGAUGAAAUCGCAUAAAAACCCACAUGUGCAAAUGUGGGACAGAAGUGCGUAGUCUGAAGAACUUUCAAGAAGUGAAUCUAAUAUACUGAAUCUCUUGAAAAGAUCAAUACCGUAAACUCCAAGCUACCAUUUUAUGUGUAGAUGUAUUCACCGUAAAAACUUACAGCUUGUUGUAUUCAUGAAUCUAUAUCCAUCUGUUGAAAGUUACGUUUUAAAUAAUAAGUAGGUAGACUACAGCUUAUAUGACAGCUAUCGUUAAACAUUUAAUGUGUUUUUAAUAUUUUAUAAAAAAAUAUUUUACAUUGAAUUAUUAAUUUUUAGAUUUGAAAUUUAUUUUGUGAAAUUUUGUGUAAAUUUUUUAUUUGAAACUUUACGUUCAGAAUACAUUGCUGCAAACUGAAGAAAAAAUAAGUAAAUUACAUUAACAUUUUUAACAUUAUCCAAUGGUUCCUGCUAAAGAAAAUACUUGUGCUUAAUUUUUAAAAAAUCAUUUUAAUAUUGGCAGAAACCAAAUCUCAUUGUAUAGAUCAUGUUUGGACAGAAGGUGAGUGUUGUGCAUUUAAACGCCCUCCAUUUAUGUAAAGAAAUAUUUCAUGUUCAGGUAAUACACUUCUCAUUUAUUUGCAACAUUUGUGUGUUAUUAAGUUUGGUGAAUUUUUCUCUGUAUUGAGAAACUAGAGACUCCUAGUUAUGCUAUUCUCUGACUGAUACCGCCGAGACAAUUAUCUUAUUGAGGAUGUAGAGAUGCUUUGCUUCUGUAUGAGAAAAUUUAAGAGCACUUGCGGGCUGUCAGAGCCUGAAGGAAAUUCAACUGACAUGAGUCAAGUGUGGAGAUAAACUUCUCUUAUGCUAGCUGAAUGUCCAUCUCUUGGGAAACUUAAAAUGGACCCUAAAAUAAAUUUAAGCAAUAAUAUAAAUGCAUUUAUUUAUUUUAAACCUUAAAUUUUUUUGACUAUCUUAAAGAAUGAGCUCUUGAUGGUGGCAAAUGUAAUGAUAAUCAUUAAAGUUUUAUUGUUUUGUUUUGAAUCUGUCAAUUGUAGUUCAUGAUUGUAGCACAUAUUACCCAGUUUAAAAUUGUGUUUAAAGACCCCAAAAGGCAAUCUUUCAAUUCAUUCUCAUCUUUUGAAAAAUAAUAUCACACAAUUUUCCCUUACUCUGUUACAUCUUCUGGGGUGUUUUUUUUAAGUUUCCGCCAGAUAUCUUGCACACUAGAAAUUAAGUUUUAAUCCAAAAAAAAGUUAUUAUUUUUUACUGGACCAAGAAAUAUAGUUUACAUUAUAGACAUACAAUUAUAAAAUGUUAAUAGAUUUUAUAUAGAAGCCAAUCUUCUUCUGUGGCUUUCUUUGUUUCAUUUGGUGUAAGUUUGAUAAAAUAUGAUUAUUAGGUACCUGCCUGUAGCUGUUGACAACAAUUAGCAGAAAUCUCUACACUUUUUUCAGUGACAAAAAUGUUUAAAUUAGAGAGUACAGUAGUUUUAGUAUGUAGAAUGUUAUAAAUGUUGAAAUGAUAUUUUUUAUUAAAUAAACAGUAACCACAAUAAA
Messenger RNA from Bacillus rossius redtenbacheri, 3145 nucleotides. RefSeq lists its product as uncharacterized. Lineage: Eukaryota; Metazoa; Arthropoda; Insecta; Phasmatodea; Bacillidae. Gene Ontology annotation, cellular component: plasma membrane. The transcript has 12 exons. The record is from RefSeq and is a predicted model, not a curated record. The coding region runs from base 100 to 1548 and encodes 482 amino acids.